Stylophora pistillata is the source of this 1681-nucleotide messenger RNA. RefSeq names its product nucleolar protein 12. The record is from RefSeq and is a predicted model, not a curated record. Gene Ontology annotation, cellular component: nucleolus. Gene Ontology annotation, molecular function: rRNA binding. Lineage: Eukaryota; Metazoa; Cnidaria; Anthozoa; Scleractinia; Pocilloporidae.
AUCUUUUCAAGAUGGCGGCGAAGAAGAAGAAACCGAGGAAAGAGAAGAAAGUCCUUGUAUUCGAUGAAAACUCUCGAAGGGAAUAUCUUCUUGGUUUUCACAAGAGGAAAAAUGAACGAAGGAAAAAGGCCAUGGAAGAAUUAACAAAGCAGGAAAAAGAAAGAAGAAAGGAGCUUAAACAAGAGAAAAAGAAGAGCUUGAUUGAACAAAUGGAAAAACACAGAAAAGAAUUAGAGGCUCUGGAAUCAGAUGAUGAGAUUGAGGAGAAGGAAGCAGUUUCAACAGUUGAUGCGACAUUUGAACAUCCUGAGCAAGUUGUCACGGUUACCACAAUUAGUGAUGUGAACUUGGAUGGUGGAAAAUUUACAUGUAUUGGACCUAACAAAGGGUUGAUGGAAACAGAAACAUCACAACAAAAUUGUUCACCUUUAGAGAAACAGAAUAAAACCUUUGUUAAAAUGACGGAAAAAACCACUCCCAAACAUCAGCAAAACUCACACAAGAAUUUUAGAAGAAGAAGAACAUCAAAUAAGAAAACUGACCGCCAUCAGGAUGGGCCAGCUGGAAAAAAUAACAAGAGAAAAAAAGGUCAUUCUCAUCACAAAUCAAAACAUUUCAAGAAGAGUUGACUUUAACAACUCAUGUUGUAAAUUGUGUUUGAUGGCCAAGGGGAAAAUUAACAAGAACAGACAUCUUCAUCAUGACAUGGUUUAGUUCUGCACAUGCCUGAGUGAUACAUAGGGUGCAAACUUUAAAAAUCUUGGAAAGGUUUAGACCAAUUGAACAAGUUUUACCUUUCACUCUUCACUUGAAAAGAGAAAAAAAGGCUGUUGUAGCAUCUUCGGUGACAAAGGGGCUUGUAGGAAUCUGUACUUAUAUUUAUGAACAGUAAGAAUGUUUGCAAGUGGUCUCUACUUGAACAAGCCAGUUUGAUUACUCAUCCUUACUUUUUUUUUUUUUUUCAACUGAAUAUAAAAAUAAUGAAAAUAGGAAUAGCUAGUUAGAAGAAUGAACUAGUGUAAUUUUUGGUAUCACUGUGUUUGGCGUCAAUUUUUUUGCUGUUUACUUUUGGGAAACCUAUAUUGCAGAAACGAGGUACAGUGGCCUUACCUUUAAAUUCCUGCAGCAUUCUAUUCAUAUGUAUUCCUGUUCCAGUGAUAUUCACCAUGCCUUUCCUGUUACACUCAAUAUUACAGUCAGCCCCAACCAAAAUUUACUUCAUAUUUAAUGUGCUUUAUGGUGUGUUCAUCGAUACAUUGUUGUAACAAUGGCACCCAACCAAAAUUUACUUCAUGUUUAAUGUGCUUUAUGAUGUGUUCAUGGAUACAAUGUUGUAACAAUGGCACCCAACCAAAAUUUACUUCAUGUUUAAUGUGCUUUAUGAUGUGUUCAUGGAUACAAUGUUGUAACAUUUCUCACAGCUGGAGAGUGUCAGUCAUGACUCUUUUAGGAUUAACAAAACUUUCAUUGUCCUAAAGCAGAAAGAUAUAAAAGUCACAUGCUCUAGCCUAUCACUCAUGUAUCUCUACAAAAUAAGAAAUUUCUCCCCAACGGAAAUCUCCACAGACUAUGUCAAGAGGUAUAGAUGGGUGUCUGUUAUGCACAAGAGUGCCUCUUGAGGUGACAUCUUUGUGACUCUAUUUUGUCCAUUCAUUAAUAAACUACAAAAGGACUUUGAAAA